This is a messenger RNA of Penicillium cataractarum, 714 nucleotides long. RefSeq lists its product as uncharacterized. The transcript is spliced from 4 exons. Bases 1 to 714 code for a protein of 237 amino acids. NCBI's taxonomy places the organism in Eukaryota, Fungi, Ascomycota, Eurotiomycetes, Eurotiales, Aspergillaceae. The record is from RefSeq and is a predicted model, not a curated record.
AUGGCACCUGUGGAACUCUUCGAUGAGCUUCGAGCUCUUGAGAGCACCGAGACAAAAGACCAAUGGUACAUCGUCGCUGCCACCGCAAUGGCGGCAGCAGGUGCGGGCCCUGACGUAACGGAGCUCUAUCAAAUGGCGACAAAGGGCAAGAGUCUUGAUGAAGAAAAACAUAUACAAAGAAGACUGAAAGAGGCAAUCUUAAAGACGAGCAUUCUGUAUGGGGUACCCCGGUCCCUGCAAGCUCUUUUGCCUCUGUUUUCUAUUUUGAAGGAAGAACAGAUCGACCACUAUGGUCCGCGAACCGAGGCCAUGAAGAAUGGGGAGACCCAAGAGGAGAGACGAAAUCGCGGUCGUCAACACUUUGACACCUUAUGGACUCCCGUGGCUGCGCAGGCAAACAGAAACAAGAACUUCAAAUACCAGCCGGAUCUAUAUCUCCUAAACCUGGAGACCAUCUACGAGUUAUGGCUGAGUGAAAACACCAUUUUGAACGCAGUGGAGACUCAGAUGUGUACCACAGCGGCCUUGAUUUGCUCUGGAUCUCCGCAGCAGGCAAUGUGGCAUACCAAAGGUAUUGUUAGACAUGGAGGGAGUCUAGAUACGGCGCGGUUCGCCCAAGACAUAGCCCUCAGGAUUGGAAAGGAAUACGGAUGUAAAGUAGAUGCUGUGGCCAAAGUAGAUGAGAUUGACUUUGAUGAUGCGACACCUCAUUAA